UGUUGCAUUUCUUUCCAGUUGGUCUCAAUCAACAUAUACUGACAUUUUGUGUGGUCUCUAUCAACUUUGACAGAAAUCUUGCGUGUUACAUCAUGAUUAAACCUACAAGUGUAUACGUAUUUCUCCUUGUUAUAUUGGUAUGCAACCACUCCUCAACUGCUGCCCAGUGUAAAUCAGCAUGUAAAUGUGUUGACGAAAAAAUUGCAGAAUUGAAAGGCAAUCUAGGAUAUGUUGGUUGUUUUUUUGACAAUGGUAACAGACAUUUCGAUACAUUGAAACUUGUCAGCAUGGAAAUGACUCUUAAAAUGUGUCGGGAGCAAUGCCGUGGGUAUAUAUAUGUAGGACUACAGAAUGGUAACGAAUGUUUCUGUGGCAACACACUGGAUGUUACCAAUUAUCCGCCUAAGCUAGAUGCGGAAUGCAAUCGUGAUUGUUUUGGUGAUCCCAGCAGGAAGUGUGGAGGAUCUUGGAGGGCGUCCAUCUAUACAGUUAAUAUUUGAGUUUGAAGAGAUAUAAAAGAUCAGCCUGCAGGUUUCUGACUUUGCUGCACCUUUGCUACCUUUGCUGACUUUGCUGUACUAUUGCUGAUUUUGGUGCACCUUUGCCGACUUUGCUGCACCUUUGCUGACUUUGCUGCACCUUUGUUGACUUUCCUGCAUCUUUGCUGACUUUGCUGCACCUUUGUUGACUUUGCUACCUUUGCUGACUUUGUUGCACCUUUGCUGACUUUGCUGUACUAUUGCUGAUUUUGCUGCACCUUUUCCGACUUUGCUGCACCUGGAUAACUUAUUUAUUUGACAAAAAAAAACAAUUUAACAAACUUAUGUAAGAAAAAAGCAUUACUAAUGAAACCAACUGUCUUCCAAUA
Molecule: messenger RNA, 868 nt
Organism: Mytilus trossulus (common blue mussel)
Lineage: Eukaryota; Metazoa; Mollusca; Bivalvia; Mytilida; Mytilidae
Product: sialate:O-sulfotransferase 2-like
Exons: 6
Coding region: 93-500 (135 amino acids)
Cellular component (GO): plasma membrane
Source: RefSeq, a predicted model, not a curated record